This is a messenger RNA of Danaus chrysippus (African queen), 231 nucleotides long. Lineage: Eukaryota; Metazoa; Arthropoda; Insecta; Lepidoptera; Nymphalidae. The record is from the annotation of a GenBank genome assembly.
AUGGCUCCACAAUUACGGACCCGAGAGAUAGCAUCUAUGAAUAAUGAUGCUUGUGGUUUUUCUGGUCUCUGGUACGUUGUUACCGACACAGGUUAUGCUAUAUACGAACGUAUUUCAAUAGUGAUUGGCUUCAUAUUCGCUCGCCUCCGUAGUAAACUCUCGCGCAUCCCCUACUUAGGCAUUGUUCAAGUCACCUUUGUCUGGCGAGCUGCACCCGCUGAGCGGACGUGA